This is a messenger RNA of Schistosoma mattheei, 2831 nucleotides long. Lineage: Eukaryota; Metazoa; Platyhelminthes; Trematoda; Strigeidida; Schistosomatidae. The record is from the annotation of a GenBank genome assembly.
AUAGCUCUCAACAACAGGUUCCAAACUUUACAAGACAUACUGGAGGAUAAUACUACUAUGGAGGACAAUUGGAAAGGGAUCAAAGAAGCACUAACUUCAACGUGUCAGAAGGUACUGGGCCUCAAUAAGCAUCAUCAUAAAUAAUGGAUCUCCAUAGAAACCCUUGACAGGACUCAAGAAAGGAAAAGGACAACAAUUAACAACAGCCGAACAAGAACAGUCAAGGCACAAGCUGAUAUACAGAAGCAAACAAGCAAGGAAGGAAUAGCAUUAGAGUUGACAAGCAGGCAGCGGGAAAAGCUGCAAGAGAAGAAAAUAUGAAUCAACUAUAUGAUACGACGAAGAAACUGGCAGGGAAAUAUAGUAAACCAAAGCGAUCAAUCAAGGACAAAAUGGGUAAGCCAGUCACUGAAAUUUAGGGUCAGAUGAACAGAUAGUUGGAACACUUCGAGGAACUCUUAAAUAGACCAGUUCCAUUGAAUCCACUGGAAGUCGGAGCAGCACACACAGACCUUCCUAUAGAUAUCACUCCACCAACGAUGGAGGAAAUCGGGAUGACCGACCAUCAGACAAAUCUAGAGUGGAAAAGCAGCAGAACCUGACAACAUACCAGCCAAAGCACUUAAGUUAGACAUAGAAGUAACUGCAAAUAUGCUCCAUAUUAUAUUCAGAAAGAUUUUGGAGGAAGAAAAAGCGCCGACAGACUGAAAAGAAGGAUAACUCAUCAUGAUACCAGAGGAAGGAGAUCAGAGCAAAUAUGAGAAAUACAGAGGCAUCACACUACUAUCGGUACCAGAAAAGUUUUUAACAGAGUGUUGCUGAACUGGAUGAAAAAUUCAGUAGACGUCCAGCUUCGAUAUCAACAGUCCGGAUUCCGUAGGAUCAGUCGUGCACAGACCGAAUAGCGACAAUACGGAUUACUGUUGAGCAAUCAAUUGAAUGGAGUUCGUCACUAUAUAUCAGCUCCAUUGACUAUGAGAGAAUAUUUGACAAUGUGGAUAAGAGAGCCUUAUGGGACCUUCAACACUAUGAAGUAAGUAGCUGAGAAGAUCGUCAACAGCAUCCGGAAUCCAUACGAUGGACUACAUUGCAAAGUGGCGCAUGGAGAACAGCUGACAGAUACAUUCCAAGUGAGGACCGGAGUUAGACAGGCUGGUUACUCACCCCUUUUCUUCUUUUUUUGGCGGUUGACUGGAUUAUGAAGAACUCAACAUCUGAGGGAAAGCACGGAAUAAAAUGAACAGUUUGGAAUCAAUUAGAAGAUUUGGACUUCACAGAUGACCUGGCCUUUCUAUCCCAAACACGAAUAAAUGCAAAUGAAGGUAACUAGUGUAGCAUCAGUAGGCCUAAACAUACACGAGGGAGAAAGCAAGAUCCUCAAGUACAACACGGCAAACACCGACACAAUCACCCGAUGGAAAAGCCCUGGAAGAUGUGGAAACAUUCUCUUACAUGGUUAACAUCAUCGAUGAACAAAGAGGAUCGAAUGCAGACGUAAAAGCAAAGAUCAGCAAAGCAAAGACGGUAUUCAAAUGGUUGAAGAACAUAUAGAACCCCAAACAAUUGUAUGCAAUCCAAUAUCAAAGUCAGAAUCUUCAAUACGAACGUCAAGACAGUUCUUUUGGAGAAUUAUCACAAACAUAAUCAAAAAGGUGCAAGUUUUUCUAAACAAUUGUCUACGUAAGAAACUCAAUGUUCGUUGGCCGGAUACCAUCAGCAACAACCUACUGUGGGAGAGAACAAACCAACUUCCAACUGAAGAGGAAAUUAGGAAAGGACUCUGGAAGUGAAAAGGACAAACAUUGAGGAAAUCAUAAAACUGCAUCACGAGGCAAGCAAUAACUUGGAAUCCUUAAGGGAAACUGAAAAGAGGAAUACAAAGGAACACACUGAUCGAAAAUUGGAAGCAAACGUGAAGAGGAAAAAUUUGAAAGGAUUGCCCAGGACAGACGGCUGAAAAAUGCUAGUGAGCGGCCUAUGCUCCUUCACGUGAGGUAACAGGCAUGUGUUCCAUUUCUGUCAAUAUUUCGUAAUGUCAGUGAGAACAAAUGAGGAAACAUUGUAUUAAAAGUAAAAAUGGUGGAUUGAUUUCCUAUAAAAAAUCUAAAGCAAAGGAGUUAGUUAAUAACGCCAACAAAAUAUCUUGUUUAAUAAAGGAACUCAAUAUAUCAUUAGAAAUUCCUGAUUAUCUAAAUGUAAAUAAUGCUAUCACUGUUGAAUGUAUAAAAGCAUCUAAAGCUGAUGUAGCAAUUAUUGACGAAUUAAUGCAACUACUUCAAGAAAAUAUGCAAAGUUUGUAUAUUUUAUCAUCAUGGGGUUGGAAUACAGAAGCUAAACGAGCUGAAGCAUUUUCAUCAAAAUCUUGGUUAAUUAUUUGUCGUUGUCAAACUUCUGAUAUUCAAUCCAUAGCUGGAUUUGUUAGUUUUCGGUUUGAAUGUGAAGAAGAACAUCCUGUGUUAUAUUGUUAUGAAAUCCAAUUAUACCCACAAUUUCGUCAUUUACAUGUUGGAACAUUUUUAAUGAAUAUAUUAUUAUCUAUUUCAUUGGCAUUGAAUAUGCAUCGUGUCAUGUUGACAGUGUUCAAGUCGAAUAAAAGUGCUAUUAAGUUUUUUGAGAAACUAGGAUUUGAAACUGACGAAACAGAUCCUUCUAUGUUCAAAGGAGUUAAAACUGUUGACUAUAGAAUUCUGUCCAAAUUAACUAUUAAAUGAAAUUUGAAUUCUGGAAGUCAAGUUGUUACAUAUUUACAGACUUGAACUAUAAAUCUUUAGAAAGUCAUUUUAUAUGUAUUUUUAUUGCUCAGUUUAAAAUACAAUCACAAACUGUUGUUA